Drosophila santomea is the source of this 4722-nucleotide messenger RNA. RefSeq lists its product as uncharacterized. Gene Ontology annotation, molecular function: UDP-glycosyltransferase activity. NCBI's taxonomy places the organism in Eukaryota, Metazoa, Arthropoda, Insecta, Diptera, Drosophilidae. The record is from RefSeq and is a predicted model, not a curated record. Bases 30 to 4484 code for a protein of 1484 amino acids. The transcript has 7 exons.
UUCAACAUGAACGAACCGAUUUCGUGAAAAUGUGCCUCGGAUAUUGCUGGCUGACUGUCUGCCUGUGCCUGCUACUGCAACAGGAUCUUCACCAGGAUCUGGCCCAGGCCGCCAACAUCCUGGGCAUAUUUCCCUAUCGCCACAUUUCGCCGUUCUUUGUGAUGCAGCCUUUGGCUCGGACAUUGGCCAAGAGAGGGCACAAUGUGACUCUAAUCACACCGUAUGGCAUGCCAAACGAUAUCGAGGGAGUUCGCCAUAUACGCGUUGCUCAGCUAAACGAACGUAUAAAAGAAAUGCUCGAGUCUGAUCAAGUGCUGGACUUCAUGAUUAACAAGUGGACGGAGAGCACACUUACGGCAAAGGCGCUUUUUAAUGCCUCCUAUGAUAUUCUUAGUGAUCCUGGCGUUCAAAAGAUGUUGCAUGACAGGAACGAGGGUUUCGACCUGAUCAUCAUGGAACCAACUAAUCUAGACGCCCUUUAUGGCCUCGUUGAGUACUACAAUGCCACCCUGAUAGGAUUAUCCAGUAUACGGAUUAACUGGCACACCGACGAAUUGGCAGGUAAUCCAGCGCCAUCAAUAUACGAGCCAAUAUCGCCGGUUGGCUAUUCGCUGGAAACAUCAUUGCUCAGUCGAAUUUACAAUUGGAUUCAUAUCAUGGAAGAGAAAUUGGUGGACUAUUUGAUCUUGCGACCAGCUCAGCUACAUCUAUUUCAGAAAUUCUUUGGCUAUUCCGCGCAAAAGAUGAACGAGUUAAGAUCCAGAUUCUCGUUGAUGCUGAUCAAUAGCCACUACAGCAUGGGCAAAGUUAGAGCCAAUGUACCAAACAUUAUCGAGGUGGGUGGAAUUCAUCUCAGCGAGCCAACUGAACCAUGUGAUGAGGAGCUGCAGAAGUUUCUGGACGAGGCGGAGCAUGGAGUCAUUUACUUCUCGUUGGGCAACGACAUUCUGAUUAAGUUUCUUCCUGUAAACAUUCAAGAGUUUCUACUGCAGACGUUUGCUAAGCUAAAGCAAAGUGUGAUUUGGAAGAGCGAACUGUUGUAUAUGCCCAAUAAGUCGGACAAUGUAUAUGUUAUUGAACAGGCCCCCCAGCGCCAGAUUUUGUACCAUCCCAAUGUGCGACUAUUCAUCACAAACGGUGGAUUGCUGAGUGUGAUGGAGGCGGUGGACAGUGGAGUUCCAAUGCUAGGACUACCCAUGUUUUUUGACCAAUUCGGUAAUAUGCGGUGGGCACAGUUAACCGGAAUGGCCGAAGUCAUUGAUAUCAACACUCUGAUCGAAGAUAUUCUAACCGACACCAUAAAACACAUGCUCGGAAACCCGAGUUAUUCUGUGAAAGCGAAGGAAAUGUCGCAGUUCUUCAAGGACCGACCCAUGAGUCCUUUGGAUACGGCUGUUUGGUGGACGGAGUACGCCCUACGCAACCGAAACAUUACUCGAAUGCGCCUUAACUUGGAGGAGAUUCCAUUGUUUGAAUACUAUAGAAUAGAGAGUAUUUUAGCAUUUAGUGUGCGCUUUGGAUUAGUCGCUGUAUCGCUGAUCUUUUUGGUCUACACUUUGUUACUGAAAAAUCAUGUCAGACCUAGACGAUUGCAUGUGGUGAGGCCGUGGAUCGAGGCACUUUUGGAACGAGGCCACAAUGUCACUCUAAUCACUCCCGAUGAAAUGCUUCCCGAUAUCGAGGGAGUUCGACAUAUUCGUGUUAACAACCUGAGAAAACACGCUCGAGAAUUUGCUGGGACUCAUGAAUUCCUGGACUUCUUGAGCAACAAAUGGAAGGAGGCCAAUUUGGCUGCUACAAUAUAUUUCAAUAUAACCCAUGAUAUUCUGAGUGACGAAGGCGUUCAGAAAAUGUUGAGCGACAAAAGUGAGAGGUUUGAUUUAAUCCUAAUGGAUGCAAGCAACCUGGAUGCACUGUACGGCCUGGUGGAGUACUAUAAUGCCACUCUAAUUGGUUUAACAAGUACGAGCAUUAACUGGUUAAUCGAAGAACUGGCCGGAAAUCCAGCGCCAAGUCUCAAUGAACCGAUUUCCCAAAUAGGCUACUCCAGAGAUUACUCGAUCAUGAGCAGAAUUAAGAACUGGAUUCACAUCAACGAGGAGAAGUUGAUGGAGUCUCUUAUAAUAUUACCAGCUCAACUGCGAGUCUUCAAGAAGUUCUUCGGGUACACGACUGAGAAGUUCUAUGAAUUGCGUGGCAGGUAUUCGCUGAUACUGGUCAACAAUCAUUUCAGCUUGGGCAAAGUGCGAUCCAAUGUGCCCAAUCUCAUCGAGGUGGCUGGAAUUCAUCUAAGCCAACGGCCAGAACCGUGCGAUGAGAGCCUGCAGAAGUUCAUGGACGAAGCGGAGAACGGUGUCAUCUAUUUCUCGUUGGGCCAGGACAUAAUGGUGAGGUUUCUUCCAGAUUCCCUCCAACAAACCCUGAAUAUGGCCUUUGCAAAGCUAAAGCAGCGCGUUGUUUGGAAGAACGAGCUCUUCAAAAUGCCAAACACAUCAGAGAACAUAUACGCUCUGGACAAAGUCCCCCAACGUCAGAUUCUAGCCCAUUCGAAUGUGCGUCUCUUUAUCACAAAUGGAGGACUUCUGAGUGUAAUUGAGGCGGUGGACAGUGGAGUUCCAAUACUCGGACUACCGGUGUUCUUUGACCAAUUUGGCAAUUUGCGUAGAGCGCAGUUGGCAGGCAUGGCCGAGGUCCUGGACAUAAACAAUCUGGAUGACCGACCCAUGAGUCCCUUGGAUACCGCUGUCUGGUGGACGGAGUACGCUCUACGCAAUCGGGAUAUAUCCCACAUUCGCCUCGAUGUCGAGGAGAUUCCACUGAUACAUUACUACAGAAUAGACAGCAUCCUCACUAUCGCCCUUCGAUAUAUUGUGAGAAUGCGCCUCGAGUUUUCUUGGCUGGCUGUCGUGCUCGGUCUGUUCCUGCAACAGGAUGUGUACCAGGACUCGGUGCAGGCUGCCAACAUCCUCGGCAUAUUUUCCUACCACUUCAGCUCACAUAGUUUGGUGCUGCGUCCAAUGGCAAGGGCUCUAGUGAAACGGGGACACAAUGUCACGUUGAUCACACCAGUUGGAAUGCCGGCCGAUAUCGAGGGAGUUCGACAUAUACGCGUUCCCAAGCUAAAUCAACGCGUCCAGGAAAUGAUCGAAUAUGACCAAAUGAUGGACUUCUUUGGCAGCAAAUGGAUAGCAGGCUGGUUGGCAGUGACAAUGCUCUACAAUAUGUCCUCAGAUAUUCUGAGUGCCGAAGGUGUCCAGCGGAUGUUAAAGGACAGGAAUGAACACUUUGACUUGGUUAUGAUGGAACCGUCUGCCCUGGAAGCGCUUUAUGGGAUAGUGGAGUACUAUAAUGCCACCUUGAUGGGCUUUUGCGGUGGUAAUGUCAAUUGGAGCACCGAGGAAGUCGCUGGAAAUGUUGCGCCAAGCAUCAAUGACCCCAUCUCCUCUUUAGGAUAUUCCCGAGGCAGUUCGCUGCUGAGCAAAAUCUACAACUGGGUGCAUAUCACAGAGGAAAAAUUGCUAACACACCUGAUUGUCCGACCAUCGCAACUGAGCAUCUUUAAGAAGUUUUUUGGCUAUUCGGAGCAGAAGUUUUACCAAAUGCGGGACAAGUAUUCCGUGAUCUUGGUCAACAACCACUUCAGUAUGGGCAGGGUGCGAUCUAAUGUACCGAACAUCAUAGAAGUCGGAGGACUGCAUCUCAGCGAGCCACCAAAGCCUUGCGAUGCGAAACUGCAGAGAUUUAUGGACGAGGCGGAGCACGGUGUUAUCUAUUUCUCGAUGGGACAGGAGAUAAUGGUGCAGUUUUUGCCCGAGAACAUGCAGCAAAACCUAAUGAAGACUUUAGUCCAAUUCAAGCAGAGGGUCGUUUGGAAAACCGAGCUCUAUAAUAUGCCAAAUAAAUCGGACAACAUAUAUGUGAUUGAACAGCCUCCACAGCGUGCGGUUCUGGCCCAUCCCAAUACUCGGCUUUUCAUCACAAACGGCGGACUGCUAAGUGUAAUGGAGGCUGUUUAUAGUGGAGUGCCCAUCUUGGGAUUACCAGUGUUCUUCGACCAGUUUAUUAAUCUGCGGAAUGUUGAUCUGCGUGGCAUGGCCGAGGUUCUGGACGUCAAUGAGUUGAGCGUAGAUAUACUGACCUCAACCGUUCGGGAGCUGCUGGAAAACCCUAAAUAUUCUCUGAAUGCCAAGAAAAUGUCGCAAUCCUUCAGGGACCGACCCAUGAGUCCUUUGGACACUGCAGUUUGGUGGACGGAAUACGCACUGCGAAAUGGCGAUGCCUCACAUAUGCGUCUUAAGACGGAGGAUGUUCCUCUCUACUACCAAUGGGAUUGGUUGCUCCUAAUAAUUCUACGGUUUGGUGUUGUUUUCGGAUCUGUGAUCUAUUUGCUGUACAAGUUGUUCCAAAGAAGUCGUGCAAGCCGAAGGCCAAUCCAAGAUAGAGGAACUGCUUUUCAGCAGCUUAGCUUGCUUAAUCCAAGAUGACAAACACAAUAAUGUUACUUACUACAAGUAUUGUUUUCUGUUACUGCUGUUAACUAUGUUAGCUAGCUACCUGUUAAUAAAUAUAAGUUGAUCUUAAAAGUGUGCUUGAAAAAUCGUUUGUCACAGUCGACUUUAUAGCAUAAGUUCAGUUGGCACAUAAAAACUACGUGCACUACAUUUAAUUAUAUCCAAACAUUGCAAUGCUAUUCUUACAUUAAUUCAUUAAAGUUGUUUUAAA